AUAGUAUAGUGGCUUUGAAGUUUGCAUGUCCAAAAUAAUGGGUUGUUGUGAAUCAAGGAGAAUAAAAAAAGUGCAACUCUGUGAUUCCACCAUGUGCACACAGAUCAUCAACACCUAUUAACAGAGCAUAGACAAAGCAAUUUCCAAGGUAGAGAAGAACUGGUCAAUAGUUUAAUUAUAGGUUUAUGCUUUCCUUGUUAAAACUCAGACAACGCAUUGGCGCAAUCCCAGGGAAACCUUCACCCCUCAUUUGCUUGCUAAACAUAGUUUAUGGUGUCUAAACAAGAGACAUCCUUCCAAUCUCCUCAAUGGCCGUCAAACCAUACACUUUUAUUGGCUAGAUAUAACUCCCCUUACAUCCCCCCUUCGUUUCUAUAAGCAGCCUUGGGCCAGCAAAGGACCAAGGUAGUUAGCUAUGGCUAUCCCUCCUACAGCCUUGGGCUGCUUUCUUUUCUUCUCAUUCCUCUUCUCGACAUUGUCUUUGGCAUUGACUGAUGCUGAAGCGUCCUACAUUGCUCGUCGUCAGCUCUUGACGUUCCGUGAGAAUGGUGACCUUCCUGAUGAUGUUGAAUAUGAAGUUCAAAUCACAGAAACUUUUGCAAACGAGAGGUUGAAGAGAGCUUACAUUGCUCUCCAAGCAUGGAAGAAGGCUAUGUAUUCUGACCCCUUCAACACAACCGGCAAUUGGGUUGGUGCCAAUGUGUGUGCCUAUAAUGGUGUCUUUUGCGACUCAGCGCUUGACGACCCAAAGUUGAACGUUGUUGCCGGUGUUGAUCUGAACCAUGCUGACAUUGCAGGGUACCUCCCUGUUGAGUUGGGGCUCAUCACUGAUGUUGCAUUGUUCCAUAUUAACACUAACAGGUUUUGUGGAAUAAUCCCAAAGAGCAUGUCCAGGCUUACCCUCAUGCAUGAGUUUGAUGUUAGCAACAACCGUUUCGUUGGUUCUUUCCCAACAGUGACUCUAUCCUGGCCAAACGUCAAGUACCUUGAUGUCAGAUUCAAUGAUUUCGAAGGUGAGUUGCCGCCAGAAGUCUUUAAGAAGCAGCUAGAUGCAUUGUUCUUGAACAACAACCGGUUCACAUCCACCAUCCCUGAUGCAAUCGGUGAAUCCACUGCUACUGUGGUAACAUUCGCUCACAACAAAUUCAUUGGUUGCAUUCCACGCAGCAUUGGCAAGAUGGCUAACCUAAAUGAGGUCAUCUUUAUGGGCAAUGAACUUGGUGGAUGCUUCCCGUAUGAAAUUGGGUCGCUAGAGAAUGUAACAGUCUUCGACGCCAGUUGGAACUCCUUUGUCGGAUCUUUACCAUCUAGUUUUUCUGGAUUGAAAAACGUUGAUCUCUUGGAUAUUUCUAAUAACAGGUUGACAGGACUUGUACCAGAGACAAUCUGUAAGCUUCCAAGCUUGUCAAAUUUCACAUUCUCAAGCAACUACUUCACCGGUGAGGCUGAAUCAUGUGUACCAACUUCGAGGAAGGACAUUGUGUUGGAUGACACAAACAAUUGCUUGGCUGAUAAGCCUAAGCAGAAGUCAAAGCAGGCAUGCUCCCCUGUUGUAAGCCAACCCGUGGAUUGCAGCAAGGACAAGUGUGCUGGAGGAUCUACGCCUUCUAAGCCAACCACAUCAAAGCCAAAGCCACAACCAACACCUUCUCCUGCUCCAAUUCAUAAGCCAUCAACCCCAGAAGUCCCAAAACCAAAGCCACAACCCACACCUUCUCCAGUGCCAAAAACACAAUCCCCACCAUCGACUCCCUCGAAGCCAGCACAAUCCACACCAUCUCCUCCUCCAGUCCAAACACCACCAAAGCCACAACCCACACCAUCUCCUUCUCCUAAACCAGUAGCAAAAGCCCCGCCACCUCUUGAUGAUUAUGACCAAUCCCCAGUAGCACCAGCCCCAUCACCAAAUGAUCAUGAUCGAUCGCUAGUACCAACACCAACCACACCAGCUUCACCUGAUGGACAUGAUAGAUCCCCUGUAGACCCUUCACCAUCACCACAACCAACUCUUGAGGUCCCAUCCCCAGAACCCACACCAAAACCGUCUCCCAAACCUAAGCCAGUGAAAUCACCACCGCCUCCUACACAAUCUCCACCACCACCCCAAGCACAAUCUCCACCACCGCCAAUUAUCUCACCUCCUCCACCAACCCCUAUCCAUUCCCCACCACCACCAGUCCACUCCCCGCCUCCACCAGUCCUCUCUCCUCCGCCUCUCGUGCACUCACCGCCUCCACCAGUCCACUCUCCUCCACCUCCUGUGCACUCACCGCCUCCACCAGUCCACUCUCCUCCACCUCCCGUGCACUCACCGCCUCCACCAACCCACUCUCCUCCUCCUCCUGUGCGCUCACCGCCUCCACCAGUCCACUCUCCUCCACCUCCCGUGCACUCACCACCACCCCCAAUCCACUCUCCUCCACCGCCCAUUCAUUCACCACCACCCCCAGUCCACUCUCCUCCACCGCCUGUGCACUCACCACCACCACCAAUCAACUCUCCACCACCGCCGGUGCACUCACCACCACCGCCGGUUCACUCCCCACCUCCACCAGUGCCCUCACCUUCACCACCACCACCACCACCACCACCACCACCAAAGUUCUCUCCUCCACCACUAGCACCAGUAUCCUCACCUCCGCCACCAACUCUAUCUCCACCACCACUACCACCACCACCAACCUUCGAAGACAUUGUCCUCCCUCCAAACUUAGGGUUCCAGUACUCAUCGCCGCCUCCGCCAAUGGUCCCAGGCUACUAAAUGUUGUAUUAUUGAAGUCUCUAACAUAUCAUUUGCUCAUAUUCAUAGCCACAGAAAGCCAUUUAUACGCAAGCCAAUUUAUUUCUUGUAGCAAGUUGAAAUAAAAAAUGCAUGAAUGAAAGUUCUUCUAGUGUAAUGUGAAUUCCCAUUAAUCUUCUAAUUCUCUUGCACUUGUUCCCAAUUUAUCUCAGAUAAAAAUUAUUACACACACAUUUACAUAUUUGACUCUGCAAUUGUCAUUUUAUGGCUAUAGAAAGGACAAGUUGAAGAAGAGCAAAAAAUAUGACCGCUGCAGUGAGAAAAAAUUGAUUUAGGAUUUGCAAUGUUGAAAGGUUUCAAUAAUUCCUAUGCGACACUGCAAAGAGUAGCUCAAAUGGGUGAAUAACAGAUGCUAGCAUGACCUCAAAAGCCUUUAGUGUUUCGUUUGCAAGCCCAUGAUGUGAGAACCCCAUGAUCAUGGAAUUCCACGAAACCAAAUCCCUGAAACUCAUGUUUUAGAAUAUUCUCUAUGCAUCAUCUAAUA
Tripterygium wilfordii is the source of this 3284-nucleotide messenger RNA. RefSeq names its product pollen-specific leucine-rich repeat extensin-like protein 3. Lineage: Eukaryota; Viridiplantae; Streptophyta; Magnoliopsida; Celastrales; Celastraceae. The coding region runs from base 416 to 2761 and encodes 781 amino acids. The transcript has a single exon. The record is from RefSeq and is a predicted model, not a curated record. Gene Ontology annotation, molecular function: protein binding.